AUGAGAAAUCACCGACCAAAGUUCAUUCAUUUUGUCAUCCACCUCACUGGGCAGUCGUUUGCUCCAAUCCUUCUGAUCUUGGGCAUGUCACAAGAAGGGAAAAUACAAAAGAGUAACUCCAGAAAAUGGGGGAGGCACAGCAAGAAGGCAUCGAUUGUGCGUUUUUUCUGUAAUUUCAUGUCGUAUUUACAAGAUGACAAUUACAUUGUCGAUUCCAGAAGCCCAGAGAAAGUUUUGAUAAGGCCGAGAAAAAUACCCAGUGUGAUGAUGAUGAGGUGGAGACAAAGAGGAAAUUCAGUGUUGUCCCGAGAUUCUUUCGAAAGGAUAAAAACAAAAGGAGCCGAAGUUGUUCCAAGGUAAAAUUGUUUUUAAGUAAAUUAACAAAAGCUACAGGAGAAUACCCAACAUUCCACCACACCCAGUUCUCACAGACGGAGAUUGGUGAACGAACAGGCUGAAGCUCAGCAACACAAAGCGUCCAAGGUUCAAUGCCAGUCGGAAUCCGGAUCUCAGACCAAGAAAAAGAAGGUCAAACAGAUAGAAAAUAAGAAGAAAAAAUCGUCAAAGAGAUCUCGGCCAGGAAGACAAGGGCAGCCAUCAACCCCGGCUGCAGCAACACCUGUUCCGGUCCCACAACAAGCACCACAAAAGGAAAGUCAUGCUGAUCUUCAGGAUGCCGCUAAUCCCACGACUUUUCAUGCACGAACAGGAAGACCGAAGAGGACUUAUAUGGAAGAGGAUGAUGAUGUGGAGAUAUCAGAUAGGGAAAUCAAAAAGUGCGAGGCCGCUGUGGUAGAACCUGAACCAGAAGUCGAGAAAGUGAGCGAUCGAAGGGCAGUAGUCAUCACUAAAUUCUGCAAAAACGGAGUUCGAGAGAUAAUCAAACAAUUCAAGGCAUUCAAGGAUAUGAAGCCAGCAGAGGACGAAUGCAAAGCAUUCAACGCUUUUGAAGUCAGGAAUCGGUAAAAAUUUCAUAAUGCCUCUAGAGUACACUCGGUUCCAGAUAUGCCGAUGUCUAUUGUCUUGACGCAACUCGUGUAAUUCUAAAAGGCCGAGAACGAGAUGAUGACUACAUCCAUGCUUCCUUCGUCCAUCUCCCCAACAGUUCCGUUCCCAAGUAUAUUUGUGCGCAAGGACCUACCGAAGAAACCGUAGCUGAUUUCUGGCAUAUGGUGAUGAAUGAAGAUGUAGGGGUCAUCGUAAUGCUCUGCCAAUUUGUGGAACAGGACGCUGAGAAGUGCGCGGAAUACUUUCCGGUUGAAUCUGGAGAAACUCAUUUGGCCGGAGAGUUCUCAGUUCACACGGAGAUGGUAGAGCCAUUGGAACACAAUAUAAUCACACGAAAGAUUACUGUAAAACAUCGGUAGGUGACUUGAUAAAUAUGUACGAAAGAUCUUGCAGGAAUUUCACGAGCAUGAUCAAGACCGUGACCCAUCUCUGGUGGAAUGAAUGGCCAGAUCAUUUGGCCCCUCUCGAGGCUGACUCCACUCUGUUUUUAUUGAAGCAGAUUAAGUCGAGAGUCGGCGACAAGAUGGCAUUGGUACAUUGUUCGGCAGGUAUUGGUCGUACUGGGACUCUUGUGGCCAUCGAUUUUGCUAACGAACAUCUCAAGAAUUCUGCGAAAGGACUUACGAUGCCAGAUGUGAGUUGAAAUCUUAUUGCGCGCGCGCCAUAAAAUUACCUGUAACUCGUACUGUCUCGGCAAAAGUUCUUGGAAUUCUCUGCGACUCCGCACCGUGCAUGAACUCGAAAAAACAUUUUGCACCGUGCAUCCAACCAAAAAAGUGUGGAAGCAGGCCCUUUCGGGGUGGGCCCUUUCGGGGUGGGCUUUUCGGGGUCGCCCUUCCGGGGUGAGCCCUUUCGGGGUGGGGCCUUCCGGGGUGGGCCCUUUUGGGGUCAAGGCAAAUACUGGGGUUUCCGGGUCCCGGAGCAGAAAUAAUUAUAUUUUUUUAAACUACUGAUUAAUUUCAUGACGUAAUCUUGUAAAAUUUUUGAAAAAAAUGAUAGAACAAACACCGAGAUUGAAAAUGCUAAAAAUGACAUUUGAUAAAAGUUGGAAACAACCGACUCGUGGGGUGUGUCAACGGCGCUGAAUUCGAAAAUCACAUUCAUUUUUUGAGAUUUUUUCAAAAUUAAAGAUACAAUAUUUUUAUUGCAGAAAUUCUUGAUUAUCAAGCCCCCUAUGUUUGAGAUGAAGCCCCUUACGUUUUAGAAAUAGCCCCCUACGUUUAAGAUCAAACCCCCAACGUAGUAGAUCAAACCCCACUUACAUUUUUUGUAUUAUUCUAAUUUGUUCAUUAUGUGGGGUGUGAAACGGGCAAAACAGUGGGGGUUUGAACUAGCUUUCGUGGGGGGCUGAACUACCGAAGCCCCAAGGAAACUUUUAUCAAAUGUCAUUUUUAACAUUUUCAAUCUCGGUGUUUGUUCUAUCAUUUUUUUCAAAAAUUUUACAAGAUUACGUCAUAAAAUUAAUCAGUAGUUUAAAAAAAUAUAAUUAUUUCUGCUCCGGGACCCGGAAACCCCAUUAUUUGCCUUGACCCCGAAAGGGCCCACCCCGGAAGGCCCCACCCCGAAAGGGCUCACCCCGGAAGGGCGACCCCGAAAAGCCCACCCCGAAAGGGCCCACCCCGAAAGGGCAGUAACCCAAAAAGUGCAUUUGCACAGUGCAAUUUUGCUUUUUUUGCCUUACGUUGCGCGCGAUUCCUGUUUUUCGCGGCGACAGGUCAACUUUUCGGAGUGCGACUGAAUUUGGGAAGUCGCGAAAAAUUCCAAGGACUUUUUGCAGUCGGCUGCCCCCAAAGUGUUUGACCGGAAGAGUCGCGACGCCGUUAUAGUAGUUUAAAUCCGGAUCAAAUUGGCCCAAAAAUCCUCAGGGGUGUAGUACUAUACAUGUUUGAAAUUUUUCCUUCGCCUAUAUCGAACGAUCGACUAAGGUUGGACUUUCGAAGUUCCUACCCUACUGGGUUUUGUCACCCGCUCUUUUGAACGGCAGCAUCCGUUGUUAAGUGACGCUUGCCAAAAAAGGUACACUUUUGUAACGGAGUGUAUUAUUUGCUUUAGAUCUGCAAGAAGCUGCGUCAGCAACGUGCCCAUGCUGUUCAGAGUCUCGUCCAAUACAUCUUUCUCCACGCCGCUCUCGCUGAAAUUGCACUAGAAGAGAAAUUGAUUAAGGAAGAUAAAGAAGUAGUAGUCAAAUUUGUCGACGAAUAUAAAAAACAUAUGGAAAAACUGAUUAGUAAGCUCAAGAAGAAGGAAUCAAUGCAAAAACCGGUCCUACAAGUCAUUGGAUUGGAUCUGAGACAAGCAGAAAGUGAGAAUCCGAGGACUGAAAUGGAGGCAAGGAAGCCUGUGGAUGAUAAAACUCAACCUCCAAAUUUUGUGAAAGGAGCUGAUGAAUUGAAGGAAUAA
Bursaphelenchus xylophilus (pine wood nematode) is the source of this 3408-nucleotide messenger RNA. Lineage: Eukaryota; Metazoa; Nematoda; Chromadorea; Rhabditida; Aphelenchoididae. The record is from the annotation of a GenBank genome assembly.